AUGUCCAACAACCCCUCGAUCCGGUCCCGCAGCAGCGAUGCCAGCGUGUGGACCACUGAUGGCAGGUGGAAUGUGCCCAAGCUCCUGGAGCUGUCAGACCUCGUGCGGUCGGCGUUGUCAAAAGGUGCCAACCUCAGUUCCCAGAAGCUUGAGGAACUCAACUUCGUUCUGGAUAUGCUGCUCGUCGAUAAGCUCGACGAGGAGCAUAAGAUUACUUUCUCUGUGAUUCAGCGGGCGAGACUGGACAAGCUGCUGGCCGACAUGCUGAGAGCCCACGACAAAGAGGCCACUGCGGUGCCGCUUGGCGACAACGCCAUUGAGACGGGCUUGAGAAGCGAAACAGAGACUGCCUCGAGCCUACAGAGAUGCUGGCAGUCACGAUUCGAGUCCGAUUACCUUGCGAUUGACAAGUAUCGGUACGAAGAUCUUAUGUCGGGCAGCCUGCGGGAUAUGGUCUGGUCGGCGACCGCGAGUGAUGGGUUAGGCGUAUGGAUACCAAAAGAGGUCAUCGAAAUCUCGGAAGUGGAGGGUAAUGCUACGUUUUUUCCGGGCCAAUAUAAAAUCCACAGCUGGAGUAUCAAACUCAAUAUGGCCAGCGAGGUCUACACCCUCCGGCUUACCCUCGAGCGUCUCCCAGGCCAGACCCCAAUGGAGAAGAUCACCACUAUCCCAAAACCCUCGCAACUCGACGAAUGGCUCCUCUACGAACAGCUAGAACGCGACCAUAUACGGCAGACGGAGGGCCAGAUCAAGUUAGACGACUGGACCAUCGCACGCAAUGUGGAGCGCAUCGAGCGCGACGAGUGGCGGCGCAGCAGGGAGUUUAGAAUCACCAUGUGCGAAGGGAUCAAAGAAGGCUCGGCAGGUGCUCAGUGCCCCGUGGUGUAUGCUGUAGGAGGAAUAGGAUCGGAGUGGAGUCCUAGCAAGGCAUAG
Messenger RNA from Cryphonectria parasitica EP155, 933 nucleotides. RefSeq lists its product as uncharacterized. The transcript has 4 exons. The coding region runs from base 1 to 933 and encodes 310 amino acids. Lineage: Eukaryota; Fungi; Ascomycota; Sordariomycetes; Diaporthales; Cryphonectriaceae. The record is from RefSeq and is a predicted model, not a curated record.